Rotaria sp. Silwood2 is the source of this 1545-nucleotide messenger RNA. The record is from the annotation of a GenBank genome assembly. NCBI's taxonomy places the organism in Eukaryota, Metazoa, Rotifera, Eurotatoria, Philodinida, Philodinidae.
AUGUCUUCAAGUUCAGUAAUCGAUUUUGUUUCAUCAUCUCCUAUUGUAAACGAUGAAACAUCAAAUCAAAGUAUUGAAAUUCCUGUUCCACCAACAUUAAACGUAACACAUAUCUCAACAAAUAAUAAUAUAAAUAAUAAUAAUAAUCCAUCAAAUAAUUCAGAUGACGAUUCUGAUAGUAAUGAUGAACCAUUGCCUAUGAAUAUAACAUUCGAUUGGCUUGAUGAACAAAUGCGUGCUGGUGUUGAUUUACGUCCUAUAUUAUCACGUAUGUUACCCGGUUUACCAAAUGAUGUAUCACAAUCAUCACUUUUUCAACUACUUAUGGAUCUUUUUUUACCUGUACAACAACGUCAACCACUUGAACAAUAUAAAACACUUGAUGAUGCUGUAGAAUUAAUUCGUAAAUGUAAAAAUAUUCUUGUACUUACUGGAGCUGGAAUUUCCGUUAGUUGUGGAAUCCCUGAUUUUCGUUCUCGUAAUGGUGUCUAUGCACGUUUACGUGAAGAAUUUCCUGAAUUACCUAAUCCUACAUCUAUGUUUGAUAUUGAAUAUUUUACACAUGAUCCUCGACCGUUUUUUCGUUUUGCUAAAGAAAUUUGGCCUGGUCAAUAUGAACCAUCAUUAGCUCAUUAUUUUAUAGCUGAAUUAGAACAUCGUGAUCAAUUAUUACGUAAUUAUACACAAAAUAUUGAUUCACUUGAACAUUUAUGUCCCAUAACACGUCUUAUUCAAUGUCAUGGUUCAUUUUCAACAUCAACAUGUCGUCAUUGUCAUAAUCGUGUUAAUAGUGAUGAAAUAAAGAAUGAAAUUUUACAACAAAUUAUUCCACAUUGUAUAAAAUGUUCAAAAACAAUCAAUAAUGCAAUACUUAAACCUGACAUUGUUUUUUUUGGUGAACCAUUACCAGAAGAUUUUCAUAAAACAAUAUCAAUUGAUAAAGAUAAAUGUGAUUUACUCAUUGUUAUGGGUUCAAGUUUAAAAGUUAAACCAGUUUCACUUGUAUCUGAACUUUUACCUGCACAUAUACCACAAAUAUUAAUUAAUCGUGAACGUUUACCACAUAAAUCAUUUGAUAUUGAAUUAUUAGGAAAUUGUGAUGUUAUUAUUAAUGAAUUAUGUCGUCGUUUAGCUAAAUAUGAAUCAUCAUUUGGAAAUAUAAAACGAUUAAAUCAUAGAAAUGAAGAAUUUAUGAAUGAAAUUUUAUAUGAUAAAAUUCGUACGUCAAUGCAACAACAAAAGAAAAAAAAACAAAAAAUAUCUUUUCAUACAACAAAUGAUAUAUCAUUACCUAAAGAACGUUUAUCAUCUCUUCGACCUCGAUUAUUUAAACCACCAAUAAUAACAUCAUCGUCAACAUCAUCAUCAUCAUCUUCACGUAAACGUCCAUUUUCAUCAUUAAAAAAUUCACCAUUAUUCAAUCAAGAUUUAUCAUAUAUAUCUUAUCCACCGCGACGAUAUUUAUUUGCAGGUGCAGAAAUCUAUUUUUCAUCAUCAUCAGAUGAUGGAAGUGAUGAUGAUUUACCUCGUAAACAUACUGAAUGA